This is a messenger RNA of Gaeumannomyces tritici R3-111a-1, 884 nucleotides long. RefSeq lists its product as hypothetical. The transcript is spliced from 2 exons. The record is from RefSeq and is a predicted model, not a curated record. Bases 51 to 371 code for a protein of 106 amino acids. NCBI's taxonomy places the organism in Eukaryota, Fungi, Ascomycota, Sordariomycetes, Magnaporthales, Magnaporthaceae.
CGACCGACGAUGGCGAUAAAAAAUCACGGGUUCAGGCCAUCACAGAUUCCAUGAGCGGCGGCCAGCUCGAAGCCUUCUGGGCAGGGACGUCCUACCCGCUGGCCUAUGGUGCCGCUCCGGAACAGGGGUACCGUCUGCGCCUUUGGGAGCACCGCGGAGGCCGGUCAUUGGUGGCGCCUGUGCCGACGCUGGGCAGCGGCGGUGGAUAUUCUGGUACGAACUUUUCGCUUCCUGGUUGGCAACGCCCAUAUUCGACCCAAACCAAGCCUCGUGUGGCUGACAUUGCUCUACCCAAGCCUCAACCUGCCCAUUACCGGAAUAGGCCUGGCAGGUGUGGGGUCUUCCUCAACUUGAUCCGGCAGCCCGGCUAGCUCCGGUCCAAGCUGCAGCUUUUGGCCAAUCACCAUCUCGCCAAUGCCAACGUUUAAUCAACACGGCGUCUAGAGUGCCCAAGAAUUUCAAUCAUGUUUCUUUGCGAAUGGUCUAUUGCCAGCAUCAUCACCGUUGCAAUCGCGAGGAUGGACGGGAAUUCUUGCCAUGUGACAAACUGCAUGACCAGCACAAGGACUCCGUUAUCGGUUAAAAACAGCGGCCAGGCUCAAACAAUAGCGUGACGCAGGGGGCCUAGUGCGGCUCUAGGCUGCCUGGUGGAGGGUGACACGACGGAUGAGGUGAUACAUGUUGGCAGUGAAAGGUGGUGGUUGGUUGGCGGAUGCAGGAAUAAGAUAUCAGCCGAGAUAGGAAGCAGUAUCGUCCGCCGGCCAGCAAGCUGGGCGGGCGGGAAAGCGGCAAGUUAGCGCGGCCUUUAGUUGGCCUGAUGGUUGUCCAUGGCCGAGGGCUGCAGCAAGGCGCGGGGGCUGGACGGUCAGAUUCGGCCUACGGAG